Molecule: messenger RNA, 528 nt
Organism: Penicillium brevicompactum
Lineage: Eukaryota; Fungi; Ascomycota; Eurotiomycetes; Eurotiales; Aspergillaceae
Exons: 1
Coding region: 1-528 (175 amino acids)
Source: RefSeq, a predicted model, not a curated record
AUGCGUGCCUCUAUUUAUCUUCCAGCAAUCCUGCUCGCACCACUUUCUGUCCUAGCCGGGCCAACCUCCGGAUCCAACUUCAACACGAACAUCGUCCGCCGUGGUCCCGCCAUGAAGCCACUGGUAGGGCGCUCCAGUCCAGUCCACAUCCUUGCCCGCUCUCCUCUUCCUGCCGGUGACAAGGACGAAGUGUGCUCAAGUGACGAGAAGCGAUGUGGUGAUGCCUGUGUUCCUGAAGCAUACACUUGCUGUCCCAAGGAUGUCUCUGGUGGCUGUCCCAAGGACGAAGAGUGUCAGAAACACGAUGGGAAAUAUGGAUGUUGUCCCGAUGGAGAGAGCUGCCACUGGGAUAAUGACGAUGACGAUGACGACGACGACGGAAAUGUUUUCUCCAGAAUUGGAGACUUCGGAGACGAUGUGAAAGAUGGAUGGGAUGAUCUCUGGGACAACGCCGGCCCGAGCCUAAAGCCGGAGCUGUUAACAAUCUUAUUCCUUGGAGGAGCAGCAGCAGCAGCAAUGGGGCUGUGA